AUGGCAAAGGGUUCUGUAUCUUUUUUCGCUGGAAGAAAUGCUGUCAUAUCUUGCAACGUGACUGGUUGGCCUCUCCCAAAAGUCAAGUGGUUCAUGAAUGGCAUGGAAGUCAGAGAUGGGGAUGUUAACCUUUCAGUCUCCCUUCAGGAAGAAAAACGGGCAGAAAAUAUUAAUUCAUCAUUGCACUUUUCUGAAUUGGACAAGCUUCACGCGGCGUACUUUACCUGUGAAGCCAAGAACAAGUUUUUCACAAGGAGGCGUAAUAUUCAAGUAUCAGUCACAUGUGAGGGAGCUUUAUCUAUCAAUUUAUUUUUUCCCGUCGCUUCUCACUUCAUUCACUUAUCUAAUAGAUAAAUGAAAUAAAUGAAUGAAUGAUAAAUAAAUUUGUUUAUUUAGUUCUAAUGAAGUUAGGUAAAGUGACAAAUAACUGUGUUUGUUUAGUUUUCAAUUACGAUUACAAUUAUAUUUUAAAUAUAUGAAUUUCACAACCGUUUAGUGCAUAUUUAGUGUUCUUAGAGUCACCUUAUAUGAACAUGCUUUGCGCCAAAUGUUAGGGAGCUGAAACAAGGCUCCAAAAAUGAAAAUGUUCAGGAUUUAAUUAAAUUUAAUUGAAAAAUUAUUCCAUUUGCGCCUAUUGGAAACGAGCUUGGUUAUAGCCAACUCAUAUCCAGCGCGCGAUAUAGUACACGAAUUGUUUGCCUUCUGAUAAAGAAAAAUGAACACGCAUUUGCACGCCCUGAGUACCAAAAUUACCAUUAUUAAUUAUUCAUUAUUUUAAUCGCCAUUAUGGCCCUUUUUCUAUCUAUUACUAUUGUUAUCCUUAUUAUCAUCGCUUGUUUAUUGUUAUUAGCGUUGCUGGUUUCAAAAACUGCUGCCAUUACUGUCUAAAUAGAAAUCCAGUUAUAAGCAGAAACCAAUGAUAUUAUUUUUUGUUGUAAACAUAACUUUUUCUCUCGUGUAGGUCCACCAACUCUUCCAGAGCUUACUACAAGAUAUCAUCAAAUUAAAUUAGGCUUGUCAAAUGUCACAUUAAAAUGUCAUGCGAACGGCCUGGAUUAUAACAAAUUGCAAUUCUACCACUGGCAAUGGAGGUUUCAAGGUCGUGUCAUAAGAAAAAGUGAUAAGUACAGCAUGUCUGAUUUCAUUCUUUCCCCCAACUUUUGCCGCCACUCGAAAGGCUCUACAAUCCUUCGUAUUACAAACACUUCUAAAGAAGAUUUGGGUCAAUACGUUUGUGUACUGCUGCUGUCUAAUAUCUCGCUUGCGGCAAAAGACAUUUCCAUGGGUGAGUGUUCUUGCAUGAAACGGUGUGGCACCGACUAAAGAUCUUCUGAAACUUCGUUAGAUGUUUUGAAAUUUCGUUCAUAUUCAAAUCUAUUUUGGAGUUCUGAAUUAUUUCCCCACAUUUUUAAAAGUUCCUCCAUAUCUCUUUUAUGACUAAACCUAUAGGGAAAUCUAUAGCAUCCGAAGCAAUAUCUUAAGAUCAAGUUUUUCUCAAAAAAGCUUUUCUGAAGGACAGUACAAAUGUUCCUGAGAUAUCUUGUUUGUAAAGGUAAUAAAUAAGGUCAGAUAUUGAUUUUUAAUCUUUUCUCCCCUUUUUCAUCCAUCACUCAAUCCAUCCAUCCGCUAACUUGUUAGUACGUUUAACCAUACCCAUAUUAUUUUAGCCAAUCAGCCACCAAAAAUGUUUUGUAUAAUUUAUUCUUCAGUGGAAUUUAUAACACUAUCGCCUCCAAAAAUUCUGAGUUCGAAAUCAACCGACUGUGGAAGUGCAAUAACAGUUGAGUGGAGUGCUCCACCCAUAACAGGGCCUGGAGUCAAUUCUAUCUUUGGUUAUGAACUUACACUUAGAUCAGCAAGCGGAAAGUCGAGAUGGAACUAUAGUGUCCCAAGGGAAGUAAUGUCACACACAUUUAUCGGACUUCAGAUAAACACAGUCUAUGAAUUCAAUAUCCGCGCUAAAUAUUCCGAUGGCUCAUCAUCAGCUAGUCAUUGGGCCAAAGAAGUUUUGAUAACUACAUCAGGUAAGCUAGGGAAUCACAUUUAAUUUUUUCACUUGGAUAUACAAAUGGUAAUGGUGAGUGGAAAGUCUAUUCUUUCGGUUGGUGGCUUAUUUUAGUUUAAAUAAAUCCACAAGAAACGAGAUUGGUCCACAUUUGGAGUGAAGAAUGUAAAGUUAUCAUACUGCAAAGAUAGUAGUAAGAUCAGUUAAAAUACGAGAAAAUUAUCAUUAGCAAUGAAAAUGAUGAUAAUGCAGUAACUGUGGUUUUUGCAUUCCAGGUGUUCCAGGUCCGUUUCUUGUAAACGCGGUUCCCUUUGGAUGCAGUGCUAAACUUUCGUGGAAUGCUUCCUUCUCCAACGGCUGCCCGAUAACACGAUAUACAAUUCACUACAGAGACAAAAGGAGUGGGUGGAAUAUGAUCAACUUGAAAAGGUCAAACGUGAGCGGGUAUCGUCUCUGGUUAAAUUGCAGCAAAAAUUACGAAAUCAUGGUUAUUGCCUGGAAUCAACAGGGACAUAACCAUUACAGUGAAAAGUCUCUGGAGUCCAUACGAACGGAACGUGGUAACGAUUCUGUGUUGUUGUUGUUUUUUUUAAUGUGUUUUGUUCUUAAGAUAAUGAUAUCCAAGAACCAUAAGUAUCACCAGAGCUUUUACGGAUCUCUAACGCAGUACGAAAUAUCAUUUUACUCUCCCAGGUUACUCCCAUCGUUUCAGCAGAUUUUCUGGUACACUUUUUAAUAUUUCUGCUUGGUGAGAGGCAAGAUUAAAUUGGCUUAUUCCAAGAAUACAAAGCACGCCCUUUAAAACGGACUUUUCAAUCCGAAGCCAUACUUGCGAGCCAUACAGCAAACUCACCGUUCUACUUAAAAGUGCCGUUAAUAACUGAUUUUACUAUCCCUUUGAAAAUGAUAUCAUGAGAGUUCGACGAAGGCAAAAAAAUUAACGUUUCUUAAAUACGUUUAUAGGAGUACCUUUUAAACCAUCGAUUACAAAAGUUGAACCAAAGGAAUGCGGGGAAGUGGAGGUAAGUUGGGGGCCAUCGUCUCUUGAUUCUGGCGGAGGUUCAGUGUCGGAUUUCCAAGUUCAGAUGAGAAAGCAAGGUGGUAACUGGCGUAACUGUAGUAACUUCCUGCCGAAUAACACAUGUUCAUUCCAUGGUUUGCUAAUCGAUAAGAAUGACACCCGCAUCGAUGUUCGCCUCAGAGCUGCUAAUAAGAAGGGAUUUAGUGAGUGGACGAACGAUACAGCUCCCAUUAGUUUCGGUAGGUGAUAAUUUCUCUCUUGGCAUAUGACAAAAACUGUAAAAACCUAACUGUCUUGUUCGUUUAUGUAAUGGCCGGAUGGACAGAAAGACGAAUGGAUGAAUGGAUGGAUGAAUAGAUGGACAUAUAGAUAGACAGAUAGUUAGAUAGAUACAUACAUACAUACAUACAUACAUACAUAAAUACAUACAUACAUACAUACAUACAUACAUACAUACAUACAUACAUACAUACAUACAUGCAUGCAUGCAUGCAUGCAUGCAUGCAUGCAUACAUGCAUACAUACAUACAUACAUACAUAAAUAGGCAAAUAGAUAGAUAGAUAGAUAGAUAGAUAGACGGAUAGAUAUAUAGAUUGAUAGAUAAAAUAAAUACAUAGAAAGACAGAUAGAUAGAUGGACAGAAGAUAGAUAGAUAGAUAUAUAGAUAGAUGGAAAGGUAGAUAAUAAAUAGAUAGAUGGAUAGAUAGAAAGAUAGACAGAUCGAUAGAUAGACAGAUAUAUCGAUAGACAAGUAGAUUGAAAGAUAGAUAGUCAGAUAGGUAGAUAUAUAGAUAGAUAGAUAGAUAGAUAGAUAGAUAGAUAAAUAGAAAGGUACAUAAAUAGAUAAAUGUAAAGGUACAUAAGUAAAUAGAGAGAUAAAUUAAUAGAUAAAGAAAUAGAAAGAUAGAUAGGCAGAGAGAUAGAUAGAUAGACAGAUAGAUAGAUGGAUAGAUAGAUAGGUAGAUAGAUAGACAUUUAGAUAGAUAGAUAGACAUAUAGAUCGAUAGAUAGACAUAUAGAUAGAUAGAUAGACAUAUAGAUAGAUAGAUAGACAGAUAGAUAGAUGGAAAGAUGGAUAGAUGGAUAGAUUGAUAGAUAGAUAGAUGGAUGGAUGAAAAAAGAUAGUUAGAUAGAUAGAUAGAUAGAUAAAAAGAUACAUAGAUAUAUAGAUAGAUAGAUAGAAAUGUAGAUAGAUAGAUAGAUAGAUGGAUAGAUAGAUAGAUAGAUGAAAAAAGAUAGUUAGAUAGACAGAUAGAUAUAUAGAUAAAAAGAUAGAUAGACAGAUAGAUAGAUAAAAAGAUAGAUAGAUAAAUACAUUCCUACAAACAUACGUACAUUCAUAUAGUAGUUGAAGAUAAGUUGAAAUAAGACCUGAAAAAAAUUCAGGCCCGUACGGUAUUUGAACUCAUGACCUCUGCGAUACUGCUGCAGCGCUCUACUGAGCUAACAAGCCAACUGGGAGCUGGUCAUUAAGUCGGGUCCUAAUAAACCAUCUAAGUGAUGAAUAAUGAUUGUAGAUAUAUGAAAAUCACAUAUGUGCACUGCGGUGAAGAAACGAAUAUAAGAGAUCCUCGCAGCUAUCAACACUACUGAACUAGUAAACUACCAGUUGGCUUGUUAGCUCAGUUGGUAGAGCGCUGCAAUGGUAUCGCAGAGGUUAUGGGUUCAAAUCCCGUACGGGCCUGAAUAUUUCUAGGUCUUAUUUCAACUACUAGUUAAGUUGUGUUUAUAGCUGCGAGGAUCUCUUAUAUUCGUGGUCAUAUGUUUACAGGCAAGUAUGUGCACCAAUAUGGCGGCCAAUUAAAAUGAGAUCACUAGACAGAAAACGAUCUAUACAUGAUACAAAACUUUAAUCAACCACCAUGCCUUUGAUCAAAAACAAGAGAUUAUGAAUUUGACGGAUAGACAGAUAGAUAGAUUGUUAGAUAAAUAAAUAGAGAGACAGAUAGAAAGAUAGAUAGAAAGAUAAAUAGAUAGAUAGAUAGAUAGAUAGAUAGAUCAAUAGAUAGAUAGAUAGAUAGAUAAAUAGAGAGACAGAUAGAAAGAUAGACAGAAAGAUAAAUAGAUAGAUCAAUAGAUAGAUAGAUAAAUAGACACAUAAAUACAGUCCUACAAACACACAUACGUACAUGCACAUGAAUAGAUAGAUAAUACAUCAUACAAAAUUUUAAUCAACCGCCAUGACUUUGAUCAAAAACAAGAGAUUAUAAAAUUGUCAAAAGUUAGAAUAUUUUGCAAUUUUCUUUUAAAACCGUAAGCUACAAAAUUAUAGUUAGGAUGCAAGGAUUCUUUUGAAGUAAUUUUCUGAUUGCUUAUAGGUCGACCUGACCCUCCGGAGAUUGAAUCCAAAGGUUCAAUAGUUCCUGGAAGGAAUGUAACUAUAACUUGGAGCGCCCCCGAAGAUAACAAUUGCUAUAUUUUCAUGUACUCCGUUCACUUCAGAGUAGUACAACCUCUUGUAAAGAGCUGGAGCCAAAUAAACAUCUCGGGGGUUACCAGCUAUCAACUGCAGCUUCAAUACAGCAAACAAUACGAAUUCAUCAUUGCGGCUUGGAACACGCUGGGACGAAGCGAAAAUAGCGCAGCCUGGAAAGUGAGAACAGCACAAGGUGAAGUAAACGUGUAAUUUUAUUGAAUACCAUUGUUAGAUUAUGAUCCCCUGGGUUUCAGCCCUGUAUGUUACUCAUUCAAUUUAAUACGCCACGCCAUUAAUGCUAUUAGCAGGUUAAUGACAAUAUCAAUACAUAGCUUAUACGAUAGCUAAAUUUUAGCAGUAAAGGUAAAAAUAGAUUUAAACUAGAUAGCUGCGAAUGAAAAAAUAGAUGGUAGUCACGUUGAAACCCACUAUAUAUUUUGGUUCAGGUUGCGGUUGGUAUCCAUUAAUGACGAGUUCGAGGUUUCCUUUGAAGUCCUUCUUGUUUACUCAACGCACCUCUUAGGCGUGGUUAAUUAGAUUAAGGACAGCAAUUCUAUGAAUUGAAGUGGAAAAGCUUAUUUCUUCCUUCAGAUGUUCCAUAUCAGCCAACCUUACAUCCUCUAAUUUUGGAAGAGUGUAACUCCAUCAACGUAACGUGGAGUCCACCAAUCCCUGGGGCAUUAGGAGAUCCAGUAAUCGGCUACUUAGCGCAGAUAACAAGGGCUGGUCCCAUAGAAGAUUGGAUUAAUUGCACAUCCUAUGCCAUCGCUAAGUCUAAUACAUGUCUGUUUGCACAUCUGGAGACUCAUACUAGGUAUAUAGUGAGAGUAAUUGCAGAAAAUAGACUUGGAUACAGUCUUCCAUCCGACAUUGUAGAGAUCUUCACAAAUCGAGCAGGUACAAUUCCUUCAAAAGCAGUAAACUUUAUCAGGCAUUUUUGUUUUUUCGUUUUUUGUUUUGUUUUUUUGUUUUGUUUUGUUCUUUUUGCUAUCCCUUGAAGGCAAGAAAGGAUGAGAGCAAUCCAAACCUCUUUUCUUUCGCCCAUCGGAAGGUCUUCCAACCUAGGUUUGAUUUUCGUCGUGAUCAUUCAGUAUACAUCUUAAGUCUAUAGUAACUCGAAACGGUAACGCAACAGUCGUUUAUAGGAAACUAACGUUAUGUUUUUUUAUACCUUUGCUCUGCUUCAUUCAAUUGAUAGACCGUCCUGGUUCACCUGAAAUAUUUGACCGGAAAGUAUCAGGAUGUAAUAUUACACUAGAGUGGACCUCACCAAAAUCCACUGGCUGCCCGAUACUCUUUUACACGAUCAGCUACAGGAAAAAAGGACUAAAUGAUGAUGGCACUUGGAUAAAUGUAAAUGUAACAGAUGAAGGAGCCAAGCAAACGGAACUUAUACUAAAUUGCUCCACGACGUAUGAGUUUCAGGCCAGGGCCUGGAAUGAACUAGGAAGUGGAGAACUGUCUUCCUUGCAGUCGGCAACAACAGACGGCUUAACCUCUCUGCAGGGAGGUAGAGAAUCCUAUUUAAGAGGUAUUGAAAACUCAUCAAUUUUAAAGUAAUUAACCAAUUUUAUUGAAAUUGAAACUCAUGGCCUCCUUUCGUCUAAAAUAAUAUUUGGUAAAGAUGAGUUUUUGCAAUCAAGAGCAUGAGUAUUGAAAGUGGAAAUUACAAGCUCUUACAUUGGCAGUUUUUUUAAGUUUUUUGUGCAAUCGCUUUGCUGAAUAACUUUGACUCUCCUGACAGCAGAAAUUUUUCACCAACCGAAAAUCUUGCCUUAGACAGCACGGUCGAGAUCAGCUCUACAAAAAGUUUCAAGCCAGCAAAGUUGAGUUCAGCUCUACGAAAAAGUUUCAAACCAGCACAGUUGAGAUCAGGUCCACAAAAAAUUUCAAACAUUAAAGUAAGAAAACAUUUUUCGCGUAGAGAAGAACAAGUUAAAUUAGUUAACUGCUGAGUGAGAAGCACCUCGUGAACUGGUUUUAAAGCUGUAUAGAAAGCAAAACGUUUACGAAAUUUUCGCAGGCUGCAAUCACAGUGAUGUCCUUUUCUUACAGAUUCUCCGCCUUUAGAACUGGUGAGCCUAAUCACACCGAUUGUUGCUGGUGUUGUUGUUUUGGUUGCCCUUAUACUGACCAUAAGAGUGUGGUACUAUUACAGGAAGAGGUCUUCAAAACAAGACAAAAGGUAUUUCUGGCCGCAUACUUUACUGUAAAUCAAGGUUAAAUAUUUAGUUUAUCCCUCCUGACCAAAAAGCUUGUUCAUUUUUAUCACCCGUCGUUAUUUCUCCAACCAGGAGAACAGUAUUUGACGUUAGUUCGAACUCCUAACAUGAGUCUGUUGGGCGAUACCUUUUAAUACACGUUUUGUCAUCGUUUUCAUUACUAUUUUAAUUAUCAUCAUUAUCAUCAUAACUAUUAUUAUCAUGAUUGCCAUCGUUGGUAUAAUCACUUUUUCCCAUGAUGAAUAUCACAAAACCAGCUUUUCCUUAUGAUUGAGGUUGAAGCAAAUGUUUUUAGACUCAGGAUUAUGGUGCAACUAAACUGAAAAAACUCAUUUUAUUUUGAUCAAGGACGGUCAAAGAUGUUCAUGUCUUGGAGCAGUGCGAAAUCCAUCCAUUAAGAACAGAAUUUGUCGAGGACCUAGGUGAGGGAGCAUUUGGGAAGGUUCAUAAGGCAACGCUCAAGAACGGAUUGGAUUACUUAAAAAACGGUGAUGACUUUAUUGGAAAGGCUAAGAGAGAAAUGAUUGUGGCCGUAAAAGAACUGCAUGGUGAGUAUGAAUAUGAUCCUCUACGAUGUCAUCAUCAGCAUUUUAUCCUUAUCAUCAUCUAUUAUUAUUCAGCAACAAAAAAUGGCAGGAGUGUCAAGGAUAUCAUGAAAUAACGUUAGUCCUUUGAUGUGGUCUAAAUAGUUUUCUUUUUGUCGCGCUAGUUAUCGGAAGCUUUUUCUCUCGGAUGUCUAUGUCGUGCUCUCCUAAACUCGAGUCCAGUAAAGAAUUUUUUUCGGCCAAAACAUUUCCGUGAUAUUAUAGCCAGAAGCAGAGGUGCAGUUUUAUUAAUUUGCUAAUAAUUACUUCGAUUCCAGCGGACAGUGGCAUUUGUUUCUAAGCUCUGUCCAAAUUUUUUUCCUUUUCAAUGAAUUUUUAAAGCAAAAUCAGGGAAACUCCGGCAUCGGUUUUUGGUUUCCAGAAUGCCUUUUAAUAAUAAAAAUUUCGAAGUGCUGACCGGAAAUAGCACUACAUGCUGCAAAAUCAUCAUAAAUGCAUAUAUCCUUUGUUAAAAAGAAAACGCUGGUGAAGAGCAGAGAAGGCAAUUCCUGGAUGAAAUAGACCUGAUGAAGCAAGUCGGUAAACAUCGGAAUGUUUUAAGCUUCCUCGGCUGUUGGACCACGACCGAACCUUUUUUCCUUGUUAUCGAGUACGUGGCUCACGGUGACUUGCUUCAUUGGCUUCGAGGCAAGCGGACUCAGGUAAUUUUCAUAAACAUUAUUUGGGUGACACAUGCUUAGUGUUAAGUCACCCUGUUUAAGGUCGCAUUAAUCAUGUACAAGUAAGUAUGCUCCUAGGAUUUUAAAUCUUAGUGGAAAGCCUACGCAUGAAAAAUUUAACUACAUUGAAAUAAUCCCAAUAACCUGGUGGUAUCUACAAUUAAUCAUAUACAAUUAUUGAAAAGCACGAAAAGUAAAAAAGAUCUUAGCGAGAAUCUACUGAGAUAGUUAAGGGAGUUGUAUAUUAACUUACUGUUGCUUUUCACUGGGACCAUUGACAGUAUCAUUUCAUGUCGACAACUGUCCCUUGCUUAGAUCAACGGCUUGGCUGACAGCACAGCAAAAGAAAACAAUCUUUACGGAGGAUCUAGGACUGCUCUGUUUGGCUCAUUUAUUGAUCAGGUAAACAGUAUUUGGAUUUUUGUUUAGAUUGCAACAGAAGAUUUGUUUCUUUUUUACUUGGUCUCGCGGUGGGAUUUGUAGCAGCAUCUCCCCAUGCUAACUUUUCCUCAAAAUAUUGUUUUAUAAGUAUCUACUUUGAUUUACGCAAGGCAUACCGAGGUGACAGUUAGAUCUGAAGCUUACAAACGUUCGCUAUGUUAAAUGCAGACCGACACUGAGAGUGACUGGAAGGGAGAAAUACCAGAACUCAAUCCAGAAGCUUUCUAUCCUAAUGAUGGCCCAGGUCAACCUGGAAUCGAUGAUUGUAAAAUACCACUAGUCGUUUUGCCAACUGUGGGAGAGGAGGCAGACGAAAGGCCCGGCAAGACAGAUGAAGAGUGUAGUACUGAUUGCGAGUCCUUCAUUCCAGCUGAUCUUCUGUCAUUUGCAUGGCAGAUAGCAGGAGGCAUGGUAAGGGAAACUGGUCUGCAAUAAAAAUGUUGAAAGAAUUGCGAUGCUAAGUAACCAGUAUGAAUAUCUCCCGGUAUUUUAAGUCUAAUUUCAUGUUUUGCAGCAAAUGGAAAUGCUUUUAAAUAGGGCAAAACCUAAAAAAAUUGUCUGACAAGGAUAAGGAAUAACACACGUAAAAAUGAGAACAAUAAAAAUAGAAGAGAUGGUGAUUCAGAAUAAGCAAAAUUUCAAUCUGAAAAUUUGACAUUGUACACCAAACGGUGACGUAUAUAUGCUCUCAGUUGCUUUAGUAGUUAAUUUGCAAUGGAGCAGUAGCGCACAACACCUUGCAGCCUUUCCCAGUUCUGUAGCAUGAAGCGGCUACAAUUUUAUUACUCCCCCAUGGAAGAGUUUGUUAGCUCCCCGCGUUUCGUCGGGUUAAACUCACAAUCUACCGGUACUCAUAGGUAAAGCUGAAUGGAAAGAGGCAUUUUGCGAGUAAAGUAUUUUGCCUAAAAACGUGGUGAACCUACCAGGUUGCGAGCUAGAAUGACCCAGCCAGGUUUUGAUACCGGCCCCUAGACCUUGAGUCCAGCACAAUAAGCAUUGGUUCACCGCGUCUUCCAUAAUUUAACAAAGAGGCAAAAUCUGUUUUUACAAAGUAUGGUCAUUGCAAGAGUUAAUACUAUUCAAUCCCGAUUGUUCAAAUUGUCUCAAAUCGAAGUCUUUUUGGUGAAGAUUACUCCCUUCCUCAUACACCUGAUGGCAAAUUGUGAUUGUUCUUUUAUUCAAUUGUUUUGAUUCUUUAGACUUAUCUUUCCGAGAAAGGCCUCGUUCAUAGAGAUCUUGCGGCAAGGAAUGUCCUUGUCGGGCACGGUAAAAAGCUCAAGAUUGCAGACUUUGGUUUGAUGCGAGAAGUGUAUCAUGAGGUAUAUGAGGUGCAGAAGCAGAAGAAACUGCCAGUUAAAUGGAUGGCACCUGAGUCACUUUACGAACAGAUAUUUACUUCAAAAAGCGAUGUGUUAGUAACUUUUCAUUUUUUUCGUAACAGGUGCAGUAUCCAACCAGAAUUUAAAAAAAUUGAGGGACUCACUAAAAAUUACCAUUUUCCCUGUGGUAAUAAUUUUUUAAAAAGCACAUUCAAAUAAUUUUCGAAUACCUCAUGAAUUUGUCUCAAAAGGAGAAGACGUAACUGAUAUUUACCCUAAAGAAUAUAUAUUUCUUUAUUUCCCCUCCAAAUCAUUCCUAACAAAUUCCCAAAAAGUGGCACAGAUAGAUCAAGACUUCAGUAAAAAGCUGAUGUAAACGGAAGGUAUUAACAAAUAUAAUUUUCUAUGCAAAGAGAGAAACAAAAAGUGGUAAUUGACUGGAUUGGUAAUCACAACCAUUAAGAUUUUCUCAAAUGUGACUGGUGCAUUAGCUGCCUUCACUCAUUAUUCUGAAGCGUUUUAAUCGGACAGUUGGCUGUGAUUGGACACCUAUAAUCGGACAGUUGGCUCUGAUUGGACACCUAUAAUCGGACAGUUGGCUGUGAUUGGACACCUAUAAUCGGACAGUUGGCUGUGAUUGGACACCUGUAAUCGAACAGUUAAGAAGCCAAUUAUAUUGAUUCCACUUAGUUAAAUCCACCCGUUACAGAAUUUAUCACAAUAACCAUAUCAACAACCACAUACCCCACAGUACUGGGAAUUUCCAAAAUGGGGAAUUUUUUUUUAAUUUAGAUAAUUAGUAUUGUAAACCCACUCCAAAUAAAUGUUUUUUUUUUUUUGGAAAUUGUAAUGGUAACAAUACUUCGCGUCGUCCGAUUCGGUUUAUAAUCAUACUCAUAUGAUUGCAGACCAAAUUGGAUUCCUGUCAGUCCUAUUAAGAGUACGAAUAUAAAAGUUAGCAUACAGUAUCAGUAUCAACAGAAUGCACUAUAAUUCUUUUCAGCUGGUCGUAUGGAGUUGUUCUGUGGGAAAUUGCAACUGUUGGUAAUUAUAUCAAAAUAACUUUAUCUGUCAAAAAAAUCCAAGUUUCAUUUAUCCAUCUGUAGGCCCCAUGAUCCCUAUAUACCUGCAUUGAUAUUUCUUAUAGUAUCACUGCGAUUUCCUUUGGUUUUUUAGUUUACACUCCCAUCAAUGUUAAAUUCAGAAAGUAAUGUAUCACCGAGUUGGAGAUGGUCAUAAACGUUGUGUGUACUCAAAACCCCCUUACGGCAUAAGAAGUCAUUCGUUUAGCCAGGUUUCACCAUGUAUAUACUAAUUCUUUUAAUUGUACUUAACUUGUUUUUAAGGAGGCUCACCUUAUCCACUCUUGACAAAUAAAGAGCUCAUGAGAUUGAUACAGACUGGUUACCGGAUGGAGAAACCUGAAUUGUGUUCAGAUCAUGUGUACGUAGCUUGCCGGCAUUAAACUCAGUUUCGAACAUUAAUAAGAUAAGUGACUAUGAAAACAGAAGUAUAUCCCCUAUUCACGAGCAAAGCUGAUACCAUUUGAUUUUUUUCAUUUUAUUUGAUUGUUUGCAACUAUACAACCAUUGUCAAUUGAAGAAUAACUUCGCUGAUUAACGUUGUGUGUUUUUCCCAUUUCACCGACGAGUUCUCGCAAUUCCAGUACAAAGAAUGAUAAUAGCGUUUUUGACUAAGAAGACUAAAUUUUUUAACCUUUGGAUAGCUUUUUUAUUUAUAAGAAAAGAGGUUUCUUGUACAUAGCAAGAGUUUUAUUGUUAAAUAUUAUUUGUGCAAGAUGCACAAUACUUCAUCAGAAGAAACUGAAAGUCGUCAGUUUGAUUAAAUGGCUUUCGUUUGUCGUUGACCCCUAUAACAAGUAAUCCUCAUUUCUUUACUCUUUUCAGUUAUUCUUUGAUGUUAGACUGUUGGAAACAAGAUUUAAAUGAAAGGCCGAGUUUCCAGGAGCUGGUUGGAAGACUGGAAAGACUGAUGCAUCAGGAAGUUGAAUACUUUGAUUUUGACAAAGUUGACGAGUCGAAAGACUAUUAUCUUGUGCAAGAUGUCAAGACGAAUGAAGAUGACGUGGAUGGAGUUGACGAGUUAUAAAAUUAACAACAUGAAUAAUGCCUUCAAAAUAGUUCUUGGAUUUAUGUGUCCAUUUUAUAACCUAACUUAACAAAAUGAUAUUGUAAGCAAUCUUAAGUACUCGUAUCUACAGCAGGUUUUGAAAAGAAGGAGGAUGAUAAACUUUUUACUUCCGUCUGAGAAUGUCAGAAACUAUUGUCCAAAAGGAACUAAAACAACCAAUAUAUGCUUAGACGACAAGGUUUCCGAAAAGCCUUGAUUGUGAUAUCAAUAAGUUAGUAUAAGUGCACAAUCCCCUGGUUUUCCUGACUAACUGGACACUAUACUGAAACUUAAAUACGUUAAUUAGAAAUUUAGCAUUCAAAAUGCGACACAAAUUGAUUAAUAAAAAAUUACUUAAACAGUUCAGCUAGCUUGAGUUAUCAUGAGGUUUCAAUUUCCUUGACCAUAAAGCCUCAACAUUUUCAAACAAAAUUGAUCGCAAGACAGCUAAUUGGACAUACUUGACUAAAUACCUGAGUAGUUUCAUUUCGAUUUCGAGUCAAACAAACGAAAGUUUCAAAGGAAACUCGGCCUGCUUUGCUUCCCCGACCACUUUUGCUCAAACGCCCAUUCUGGUGAUAUAUAGAAUAAACGUUCCUAUAAGAAUUUUGAGGUUAUUGCUUUGUAAAAUACCCAUGUAUCCAAAUACACUUAAAUCUCAGGCCUUCCGCGUUAAGGGAAAGUUCCCUAGGCCCCCUCUUUGAAAAAAAAAAUGAAUUAUAUGCGGAGACAAUUAAGCAGACGAUGAAUACUUAUCCAUCUAGUAUAUCAUUAGAUAGAUAUAUAGUUUUAUUAAAAUUACCCUUGCAACCCGAGGGCUGAAUUACGAUAAUCUUUAUGUAAAACGUAAUUUAAUUAUUAACUAUAAAUUAUAUAAUGAUAAGUUAAGAAAGUUAACAGUAAUAAAGCUUAUCAUUAUGUAACACUAAAUUAAUUAAGAUACAACUAAAAUUAUUCGAAAUCAGAUCAAUUAAUAUAUAUGAGUUGUACAAGGACGUGCUAUCGGCAAUGGCUUACAAUAAAAAAAAACGCGGGACUCGGAACUUGCGAUUUUUUCGUGUUCGCAAGGUGCCAAGGUAAGGUGGCGGAAGUAGUGAAUAAAGCUUGUGAUUGUUGUUAUUACUUAUCUCUUGAAACAUUGAGUUACCAAUCACCUCUCUCCUAUUAUGCAAGGUAGGUAUGUUAAAAACUUCUAAAGCCUGUCUAUAGGAUAAAUCAUUAGUGCUUAUUGGCGUUCUAACUGAUCGGAGAUACUGCGGUAGAGCGGUAUGAAAGACUGGACAUGCAUACUCUGCAACUGGGCGUAUGCAAGUGGUGUAGAAACUUAGAAGGUCAUUAGCUGGGACUUUCGCGCGCUUUAAUUGCCUAAGAAAGUAGUGACGCGCUGCGACUUUCUUACAUAUUAUUUCUACGUGCACAUUCCGCAAACAAACAAAGGCCACAGUUGGAAUACCGUGUUUCGAUAAAUGACCAACACCUCUCUAAAUACUCUAAAAAAGCAGAGUCAUUAGCACUUGGUGGGUGAUAGAACGCUCCAAGAAGAAUAGAGCUGUAUCCCCUUGGGAGACGAGUAGGACUAAUUUGAAUCCAUAACUGUCCCAAUCACAAUUAGUAUGAAAAGAGCUAACGCCUUAAAUGUUACACUUUAAGAUCCAAAUUAUGAAUUAUUCCUUUUAAAAGUUUAGCAAUGACAAUACUUGUGAGAAUGUUGGGCUUUUUCUAAAGUGCUGAAACGUACCUCUUUGCUUUUCUUGGCUCGUAAUUACAAAUGCUGUCUCUCAAACAAAACGGGUCAUCAAAUUCCAAUCGUGUACCUCUCCCUAUUUAGAUUGAUUCCGUAUUUCAAAGAGCUUUCAUUCGCCCAACAUUUCCAUAUGUCCACUGUCAAGCCGGCUGUGCAUGACAACAUAAGGGUUUCUCUCGUCACCCAUUCGAAUGACAUGACCAGCCCAGCGGAGCUGUGAUUGCUUUAGGAACCUCUUAGUCCCUCGGAUUUUACACUUGUCGAAAAAGGACCACAUUUGAUAUCCAGCCCUCAUUAGUGUUACCGUAAAUUUUCCGAGACAACCUGUUGUGAAAGACAUCUAAUUGGUUGAUAUGAGAUCUAUGUGGAGUCUACGAUUCAGAGCCAUACAAGAGGGUAAUUAAAACGACUACGUUACAAAACACCCUUGUUUUCAUACCAAGCUUCAUGGUCGUCAUGCUAAUUAAUGCUGAUUUGUAAAGGAUAAAUGUAAUAAAUCUUGUAGAAUUUUCUAGACUCUUGCUCUCGAUAAGCUUUCAGAAAAGCUGUGUGUACGAAAGCGAUCAUGAGCUCAUAUUUAUUUUUGAACUGAAUAAGACUAAAGCAAGCCCAUCUAUAUAAAUUUUGAUCUUACCUUUUCGGGAAAGUAGAGCUGUCAAUAGUACGAGAUCAAGAUAGGUUUUUAGCCGGAACUUUUCAGUAUAACGAGCUACCUAUUUAAAUAUUUCUGUAGAAGUCGUGGCCCUAUUUUGCUUAUUUCUUUUCUCUUUUAAUUAAAUGUUUACCUAAGAGUAAAUUUCAAAUUCCGAUUGAACUAUAUACAUGUAGCUUGACAACAGCUUUGAAACAUCUGCUUUUCGAUAUGGAUGUAGACAAUGUGACGCCAUUUCUUCUUUCACCCUCUAUGGAUCAUCUGUGGUUGUAACAUCACUCAUCUUCGUCGUGGAUGUAUUUUAAAGAAAAUUUGCCACAUAUGCAUUGGCAUGAAUGUAUCAUUUCUUUGCGUUUUCUUGGUCACAAGUUAAGACUUAAAUUUUGUUAGGAUUGCAUGACUUUUUCAACUUUACCGCAAACACGUGAUUAAUCUUUCGCUGAAAAAGCGUAGCACUUAUUUAACUUGAAAACAGGUUCUAAUUUUUAACAUCAAGGACACUGGUUAGAAAACUGGUAAAACAAGCAACUAUUAUUUUGAAAGUGGAAAUGAAGAUCUAAACAAUAAAAAUGGAAAAAAAAAAUCAUGGGGAUCAAUGUCGUUUUACAAUUUAUUAUCGGUUUCGACAAGCAAGAAAGAUGAGAUGAGAAAAACGAAGUUGUUGAAAAAUGCAAAAUACGAUAUUCCCUUGCUUAAAACACAGAAUAGGUAAUGCAGGUAAUGGACAUUUAAUUAAUAUCAAUAGGUGAUCAAAACUGUUUUUGUUGACGAUUGUACUACUAUAGAUCCUCCAAUCGAGAAAUAUUUCAUACUCGGUAAUUGACAGAGUAUAAAAUAUCACCUGCUUAUUUUAAUUGAACUUGUGUUCCUGUGUUUUUCAAUAAUUGAACGUAAGGUGCUGAAUGAUAUAUCUCAGUUUAGGCGAGGGCAAAAUCGACGCCCUCAAACGCAUAGAAGUAUCGUGGGAAUCUCGCAGUCUGUGAUCUAUUCCUAACAAUAUCGGAUAGACCUGGUUCAACUGAACAUCACGGUGAGAAAUUUGACUAUAUAUGUAGAGUUUGUGCAUUACGGUCACCAAAACAGGAACCUGCCAAACCGAACUGAAAUCCAUUUCUUGGGAUAAGGGUGAAUGAAAAAAAAAAAAAAAAAAAAAAAAUACCAUCCGUCAACAAUGAAUUGAAUUUAUUCACGUUACUGAAUAGAGGACUGAAAGCAAGGGGAAAGACUUUUGUUUCCAAUUAUCUCUUUAUUUACUUUAAGCUACCAAACUCAAGCUUUAUUCGGCAAAAGGGCAACUUGAUUUUCCGGUCGUUUUUUCGAUAAAGAGAGCCGUAAUUGAAAGGAAAAGUUCUUAUUGUCUGAGGAAACAGUGUACCCUCGAGUACCUAAACUAAAUAAAAGCAUAUGCAAAGAGUGUAAACACCUUACCAUUUCCUAAGAAUUUGACCCCGACAGCUUUCAAACAGCGCCGAUAUUGUGAAUAUGACAGCGAUCUUCGCAGUAAUGAACACUAAUUGAGCAGUAGUGAAAAUGAGGCCUAAGAAAGAAAGAAAAAAAAAAAAAAAAAGAGGCCUGCAAUAGAACGAAUUUUUUUUUUAUCUUUUUUCUCAGGCCUUAUUGUUACUACUGCUCAAGUAGUGUUCAUUACUGCAAAGAUCGCUUUCUUAUUCAUCUCCUAUCCGCAGUUCACAUAUAUUAUCUUCAUCAAUUUGCAGUCAGCGCCGAUAUUGUCAGGUUUACAUUUAUAAAUUGCGACUUUACUUUCGUAGAAUAAAACAUACAAUGAUGUUAUUCCAUCAUAAAUCUAUCGUUCCUCCAGGAAUAAAACUGAUUUAAAACCCUGGUAGAAUGAUAAAAAGGCAUAUUGAAAAAUUCUAUAUCGCAGCAAUUUAGAUGUAAUUAAUAAUUAAUCAUGUAAUACCUGUUUUGUUCUCAUUAAGAGGCAGAAUUAUGGAAACGUAAGAAACGUUUCUCUGGUUAAAAAUCGUUUAUCGUCCAAGAAAACUCAGAAAAAAAUGACAAAUUCAGCCCACUAAACUGGAAAUUUAAGAAAAACUACAAGGGCAUAUUUGACAACGAAAAAAGACUGAUCUUCCUGAGCAACCACGACAUGCAACCCUUUUUCUAAAGGAAAUAAAGGGAAUGAAGUGCUGAUAUUCAAGUUCCUUUCUUAAUGAAAAUUUUAUUCCUUUCUUCAGUUUUGCAGGAUGAAAUACUCGAGAUUGAAGGCUUUUGAAUCUCUUCAGAGAUGCGUGUUUUCUUUCUUUCUUUCAGAUCCUAUUCGAAUUUAUCGCUUCAAGUAAAGGUGACAACGAUGGAACUUUGUCAAAUCCCCCUCGCUUUUUAUUUUCUUUUUCUUUGUGUAGCUCAACAAGCUGUAGUAGCGGGUAUGUAAAGACAUUUGUGUAUGAGGGUGUAUGGUCGGACCUACCUGUACCUUUAUCACAGUUUAUUUGGUAUUUGAUGAUCACUUACGAAAAGCAAAAUUUCUGUGGAUAAUCAAACGCAGGAAUCACAGUACUAAUGAUUUCCUUGUGUUUCUCCUUAGGCUGAGAAAGAUCACGAGGGAAACUUCCCUCCCAAAACGUUAUAUCAACCUAAUUACUUUGCUUGAGCUCGCUGAAAAUGCUCUAUAUUCGUUUUUUUUUUCUCUAUGUUUUCCCUUUAGGAACACCCCCUCCCCCCCCCGCCUUCUUUUUAAGAAACAUCAGAAUUUCAGGUAUUGCGAAUUAUUUACCAGAAAAUCUGAUUGAAACAAAAAAUUGUGAUGAACACCCAAGUUUAGUUUUUGGUUUUCAUUUUCAGCGCAAAGACAAAAUAUACUCACAGUUUCCAGUUUAGACGCAGUGUAUUUUGUUUUGCGUCUUUCCUUCUGGGUCAGGAAAAACCACGAAAACUUUGAGCGUACUUUAUGAUUACAUGUAAUGCAUAUGUUUCAUUUUCAGCCGUUUAAUUUAUCUUUUCAAAAAUUUUUACAGUUGAUAGCCAGUGCGAGAGUGGGCCUGACGUAGCAUUCAUUUUGGAUGCAAGUGGAAGUGUAGGACCUUACUAUAAGGACAUCCAAAGAUUUGUCGAGGCAGUUACUCGGAAAAUCCUUAUGAAAUGCACCAAGCUUGAUGCUGCGAUAGUUUUAUUCGGUGAAAGGGCCACUGUGGAAAAACACUUUUCCCAGAAAUUCAGUUUAUCUGAGUUUCGUUCUAGAUUAUAUGGUGCUGCGCCUCUACCUUUCUCAAGAACAAUGACACACGAAGGUUUAAGAGUGACGUCAGAAGAGGUGUUUCCAUUUUCUCGAAAGAACGCUUCGAAGAUUGCAAUCUUAAUUACUGAUGGGAUGCAAACGCCACCUUACAGUCCAUUUGAGGCCGCGCGGAAACUAAAGGAGCAAGGAGUUCGCCUUUUUGCUGUCGGCAUAGGUUCUUCUUUAAAGCGCUAUAUGGCACGAUUCGCCGAGAGAGGAGAAGACGUGAUUGUUAUGGUAGACUUUUAUCAACUUGUCAAAGUUCCGUCUGAAAACAACUUGGUCAGGAAGGUUAUCGCGGCUGUUGGUAUGACUAUUCAACUAUUACUAAUGUUCAUCACACAUAACAAGAAGCGUUAAAUUUAAAGGAAAACUAAAAAGAACUAAGAGAGCUAAAAACAGUCGUUGAGACGUCCAGCUCAAUAAACUAAAAUCGUGCUUGGUAUUCACAUGCAACCAGCACAAAAUGCCUGUUAGAUUUAAAUACGCACACAUCACCGAUAUUCAAAAUGCUUGACUGCAUCCUUGGGGUAUAUGCGUCAGGUUCUUAUUCCGUGAAAAAGUGGCUAUGACAGUUCAGAAGCUUUGUCGAAAGUUCAUUGAUUGGUCUGGUUUAGUGUGGAUGGAAAGUCUAAAUUGUUGAGAUAAGGCUCCGUUUUCAAUUUUUCCCUCCAUAUUGAAACUUAUAGACAGUAAAUUCAAGUUUAUUGCAGAAACUCCGUUUCAAGCAGAGAAUUACAAUGUAACGUGUAUGAAGCAACACAGUAUGAAGCGGUCACACUGUUUUAGGCGGUCGGUUUUCAACGUCGCGGGAUUUUUGCCUCUUAGUCAUUGUAACUUCACUUCUUUUAAGCCGUUGUGUUCCACAUUUACAGGGUCCUCACCCUUAAUGAACGGUCACUUAAAGCUGGACCACUCAUUUAAAACUAAGAAUAAUAAUUCAAGGAAAAUUUAAUCCAUACUUAUCAUCCGAAAUCAAUGAUGGUAGUAUUUUUGAGGGAGUUUUUGUGUCACAAUGGCCAAUUAUGGCACAGCGUUUCUCCAAAAUACUCCCAUUUUGUGGAACCUGUAUUAAGCGGUCAACACGCCAUUCUCCGUGGGUGACUGCUUAAUACGAGUGUUACUGUAUAUAUAUUGAUUUGGACCGCGGAGGGCCCAAUUACUGAAAGGUCGUUGUGCUGAUAGAUUUCUCUUGGCAAAGCGUUGGAAAGGAUCUGGGUCUCCAAUGGGCAAUGCUCGCAAGAAAAAGUAGUCUCGUCAUCAACAACGACAAUAGUUGUUGCCUUGAGGACAAAUUUGAUAGCAAAUUUUAUUUGUCUACUAAACAGAUAAUCCAUCAAUACGUAUGGCCGAGGAUUCUGUGCAGCUUUUUGCUGGAAGAAAGGCUGUCAUAUUCUGCAACGUGACCGGUUGGCCUCUUCCAACAGUAAAGUGGCUCAUGAACGGAAUGGAACUUAAAGAUGGUGAUCUCAACAUUUCAGUAUCCCUCAAAGAAGGAAAAAAUGCUGAAAGCAUCAAUUCAUCAUUGCAAUUUUCUGAAGUCGAUAUACGUCAUGCUGGGUUCUUCAGCUGUGAAGCCAAAAACAAGUACCUCACAAGGAGGCGCAAUAUUCAAGUGUCGGUCACCUGUGAGGGAGCUUUGGUCGUCAUUUUUUUGUCUCGUCACUCACUUAUCUGAUAGACAAAUAAAUGAAUCAGUAAUCAAGUUAUCUCAAAUGAAAAUUGGCAAAGUAACAGACGGCUGUCAGUUUUCCAAAUUCCCCCACUAUGACUUUUUGCAAUUUGAAGUUACCAAUUUUGGGCAACUUACCUUUCUCGUUUCCGAUUUUUUUUACUAGCAUUUAGCGAUUACUGUCAUCAUCGUUAUCACUGUAAUCAUUGCCCUUAGCUUUACUACUUUCUAAUGUUGCUGGCACCCAGGUUCGAGAUCGCAAAAAAGGGGCAAUAUUUCAAUUCUAGAGGGAGAGCUGUUCAUCAUGUUUUGAUAAACGUGUCUUUUUUUCUCUCUUGCAGGUCCACCAACCGUUACUGAGCUCACUGUUAGAGAUCGUCAAGUUAAAUCAGGCUUGUCAAAUGCUACAUUAAGAUGUCAUGCAAACGGCGUUGAUUAUAACAAGUUGCUUUUCUACCGCUGGCAGUGGAGAUUUCAGGGCCAUACAAUACGAAAAAAUGACAAGUACAGCAUGUCUGAUGACAUUCGUCCCCCCAACUUUUGCCACCAUUCGAAAGGCUCUACAAUCCUUCGUAUUACAAACACUUCUAAAGAAAAUUUGGGUCAAUACGUUUGUGAAUUGCUAAUGGCUAAUAUCUCAGUCGCAAUAAAGGACAUUUUAUUAGGUAAGAAAUACAUUUCUAUGCUAUCAUUGUCUCAGCAUUAAACGGUAUGGCGCUGACCAAUAAUCCUCUAAAACUCCUCUCGAUGUUUUAAAGGUUCAUUUCGAAAAUCCAUAUUCAACUCAAAAUUUCAGUUUUUAAUUAAUAUUCCAAAUUUUCAUUUCCCUCCAUAUCUCGUACAUGACUCAAAAGCUUCUGAAACAGAAUCUAAACUUCAACUCAAGUAAUGUCUGGAAAGGUUCUCCUGUAGGAAAAAAUAAACAUAACUGAAAUGUAUUCUCUGUUCAUCCUUUCUCUCCUUUUUCUUCCAUAAGUCCCUCCAUCAUCCAUUCAUUAAUCCAUUCAUUGAUUUCUUAAUCCGUUCAUCCGUUCAUCUGUUCAUUCAACGCCCAUUGUUUAAGACAAUCAGCCAAGCAACCUCCUUUGAAAAAUUUAUUUUCCAGUGGAUUUCACCACGCCAUCACCUCCAAAAAUUCUGAAAUGGGAAUCAACCGAUUGUGGAAGUGCCAUAAGAGUGGGGUGGAGCGCACCACCAACAGAGCCUAAAGCCAAUGUGAUCUUUGGCUAUGAAUUUACAUUGAGAUCCACAAAUGAAAGAUCGAGGUGGAACGCUAAUGUCCCAAGGGAAAUAGUCUCACACAAAUUUGUCGGACUUCAAAUGAACACAGACUAUGAAUUCAAUAUCCGAGCUAAAUAUUCCAACAGCUCAUCAUCAGUUAGUCCUUGGACAAAAGUAUUGUUGAAAACUACCUCAGGUAAGCGAGGGAAUUACAUAUAAUUGGUUAACUUGGAAUCAAAAAUAUAAUGGAUCCAACCGAUCCGUCUUACGUAAAACAAGAGAACGCAAAUAUCUUGCGAUACUUGGUACCGUUCAUAACGUUAUUCACGCUGCCCUCUUUUGCUCAAUUUAGUAUAAAAGAACUAACAUGAAAAAAAAGCUGAUGCACUUGCGGAUUGUAAUAUCAUCAGUGCUGCAAAGAUUGAAAGAUAUCCAAGAAGAUCAGUAUUUUCAAAAAGAUUAAACUGCAGCGUUUUUUCAGACCAUUGGAUGUUGAGCUGCUGUAAUUUGAAAGUAAAAAAUGGAUGCCUCUAAUAUGGUGCUAAUUCACAAAGUAAACUCUUGUGAUAACACCUUUUGGAGCUAUAAUUAAGCAUUUGCUUGAUUCCGAUUACAGGGAAACGAAAGGUAAAUGGGGUAUAGUUUAAGCUUCAUACGAUUGGUGUUGAGAAGUAAAAAAAAUAGUUGGAUAGGAUUCCUUUAUUUCCUUCAUUCCGACCUGAACAAAGGAAUUUGUAUUUUUACUUCCAUGUCAUGAAGUAUUAAUUAAAGUUGAAAUAUUGAUUAAAAUUCCUUGAAGUAUCAUUACUGGACUAUUGAAAUGAUUAUUAGACAUAGUUAAUGUCGUUUUUGCAUUGCAGAUAUUCCAGGUGUAUUUGAUAUAAAGGCAGUUCCCUAUGGAUGCAGUGCUAAACUCUCGUGGAAUGCUCCCUCUCCCAACGGCUGCCCGAUAUCACGGUAUACGAUUCACUACAGAGACGAGACGAGUGGGUGGAAUACGAUCAAUUUGAAAUGGUCAAACGUAAACGAUUAUCGUCUCUGGUUAAAUUGCAGCAAAAAUUACCACAUAAUGGUCUUUGCUUGGAAUCAACGGGGACAUAGCCACUACACCGAGAAGUCUGUGCUGUCCUUACGAACGGAAAAUGGUAAUGGGUCUGUGAGUUUUCGAUCUAUAUAACUAUAGUUGCUGCUUAACACAAGCAAUAUACCCAACAAGAGCUUAUCCAGGUCCCCAACACAGUAUGCGACCUAGAGUGUUUCUACCGUUUCUCCAGUUACUCCCAACAUUUCAAGUACGGUAGUUCUCUGGUACCCUUGUACGCCCUAUACACACUCCUUAGUGAAGAGGAGCAAGAGUAAAAUGUCUUUCCCGAGGACGAGGUACGACCUUGAAUGUGAACCACGCGAUCUGGGGUCAUACGAAGAAGUCAGGGAAAACUAACCAUUUUAGUUUAAAGUAUUAAUUAAUGAUUUUAUUUCCCCAUUCAGAAUAGGAAAAUGUAGAUCUACUGAAAGUAUUUUCUUGAUUGCGUUUACAGGGGUGCCUUUCAUACCAUCGAUUACAAAAAUUGAACGGAAGCAAUGUGGUAUAAUGGAGGUUUCUUGGAAGGCAUCGUCGUCUGAAUCCGGUGGAGGUUCAGUGACGGAGUUCCAGGUCCAGAUGGAACAAAGUGGUGAUUGGCGCAACUGCAGUCGGUUCCUUCCAAAUAAUACAUGUUCCUUCCAUGGUUUACUCAUUGACAAGAGUGGCCCUCUCAUGAAUGUUCGCGUUAGAGCUUUCAACCGGAAGGGUUUCAGUGAUUGGACGAACACUUCAAUCCCAUUAAACCACGCAGGUAAGUGAUAUAAUGGAUGAAAGGAUGCAUGAAUGCUUGAUGGGAUGGAUGGACAGAUGAAUGGAUAAAUGUGCGUAGAAGGGUAGAUGGCUAGCUAGAUGAAUGAAUGGAGGUAUGGAUGAAUGGAUUGAUGGAUAAGUGGAGGGAUGGAUGGAUGGAUGGAUGGAUGGAUAGAUGGAUGGAUAGAUGGAUGGAUAGAUGGAUGGGUGGAUAGAUGGAUGGUCGGAAGGAUGAAUGAAUGAAUACAUUUAUGGACGGGUGGAGCGGUGGUGAAUGGACGGAUACAUACAUGUAUGACUGAAGGGAAAGAUAGAUGGAUGGAUUGACGGAUGGGUGUAUUGAUGGAUGGAUGGAUCGAUGGAUGGAUAGAUCGAUCGAUGGAUGGAUGGAUUGAUGGAUUGGUAAGUUGAUGGAUUGGUGGAUUGAUGGAUGGAUUGAUGGAUGGAUGGAUGGAUUGAUGGAUGGAUGGACUGAUGGAUGGAUUGUUGGAUUGAUGGAUUGAUAGAUUGAUGGAUGAAUGGAUUGAUUGAUGGAUGGAUGGAUGUAUAAAUGGAUGAGUGGAGGGAAAGAUGGAUGGAUGGAUGAAUGAAUAGAAAAAUAUAUAUAUAGGAAAGAUUGAUGGAUUAGUGGAUAAAUGGCGAAUGGAGGGAUGGAUGGCUGGAUGGAUGUGUGCAUAGAUCUAUGGAUGCUUAUGACGUCAUUCGGAUUGUGAUACCCAUCUGGCUAUCACAUUUAGAUGUCCAUUUCUUUCGUUGCCCAAAUCUACACAACGUCUGUCUCCAUUUUAGAUCGACCUGAUCCUCCAGAGAUUAAAUCGAAUGUUUCAUCGGUCUCGGACAGAAAUGUAACUGUAACUUGGAGACGCCCCAAACAGUACAAUUGCAAUAUUACUAUGUACUCCAUUCACUUCAGAGUAAUAGGACCACUUAUGGAAAGCUGGAGUGAAAUAAACAUUUCGGGAGUUACAAGUUAUCAACUGCUGCUUCAAUACAGCAAACAGUACGAAUUCAUUAUUGCCGCUUGGAACAAGCUGGGACGAAGUGAAAACAGCAUAGCCUGGAAAGUGAGAACAGCUCAAGGUAAGUCAGUCUUAUAAUUUUAUCAACUAUCAUUGAUAGUUUUCGCUCCCUUUGUUUUUUUAAGACUAACUCUUAAUCAUACAUUCUAUUAAAAGGAAUCAUUCAUGUGAAAAUCAGGUUGACAAUGAAUUUUUUUCUUGAUUAUACCAAAAAAUCUUCAGAUUUAAAUUUGUGGUGCAGUUGGCAUCCACUUUACUGAAGUUGAGGUUGAACUUUCGUCGGAUGUCCUUCUUGUAUGUUCAACAGUCGUUGUAAGCAUGUUUAACUCGGGUAAAGAUGGAAAUUAAAGAUUUAAAGCGGAACAACCGAUUUCUUUUGCCAGAUGUUCCAUACAAACCGACCUUACAUCCUCUAAUUUCGGGACAGUGUAACUCCAUCAACGUAACGUGGAAUCCACCAAUACCUGGGGCAUUAGGAGACCCUGUGAUCGGCUACGUUGCACAGAUAGCAGUGGCUGAUCCCAAAGGAGAAUGGAUUAACUGCAGUUUAUAUGGAACAAACAGACCAAGAACAUGUCUAUUUACACAUUUGGAGAAAUAUACUAAGUAUCGUGUCAGAGUGUUUGCAAAAAAUAAACUUGGAUACAGUUUGCCAUCCAUCGCCAAGGAAAUAUCCACUAAACAAGCAGGUACAAUUUCUCUAGCUAGUGAAAGUUUUAUGCAGGUUUUAUUUUUUUUCAAUACCAUCCAGCAGAACUGUAGAGCAAUGAUUACUUAGUUCCAUAGUAUUCUAUGUUAUUCCUUGAAGGCAAGAAAGCGGGCAGGCUAUCCAAACCUCUUUUCUUUCGCCCAUCGCAAGGUCUUGCAAUGUAGAGUUGAUUUUCGUUAUGAUAAUUUAUGAUACAUCUUAAUUAAGUCCAUCUUAACUAAAAAAAGGCAACGCAAUAGUCGUGUCAAGGACAGUAACGUUAUGGCUUUAGACCAAACUUUAUGGUUUUAUACUCUUUCUUUACUUUACGAAAUUUAUAGACCGUCCUGGUUCACCUGAAAUAGUCGAACGGAAAGUUUCAGGAUGUAAUGUCACACUAGAGUGGACCUCACCAAAAUCCACUGGAUGCCCGAUACUCUUUUACACACUCAGCUACAGGAAAAAAGGACUUGAUGAUGACAAUACUUGGACAUAUGUUAAUGUAACAGAUAAGGGAGCCAAGCAAACGGAACUUAUACUGAAUUGCUCCACGACGUAUGAAUUUCAGGCUAGGGCCUGGAAUGAGCUAGGAGGUGGAGACCUGUCUUCUUUGCAGUCGGCAACAACAAACGACUUAACAACCUCUCAGCAGGAAGCUAGAGAAUCCCAUUUAACAGGUAGAGACAAUUUCAUAUAUUUGACAUUAAUCAACCAUGUAAACACAUGGCCUGCUUUCGUCUAAAGAGGGUUUGUUACAAAUGAGAUUUUACAAUUGGAGCAAGGGUAUUGAAAGUGGAAAUUACAAUCUUUUACAUCGGCAGUUUUUAAAGUCUUUUUUGGAAUUGCUUUGCUGAAUAACUCUUACACUCCUCCACGAGCAGAUAAGAAUUCCCCACCAACUGAGGAAUCUUGCCUUAACCAGCACAGUUGGGAUCAGCUCCACAAAAAGUUUCAAACGUUAAAGUAGGACAACGUUUUCGCUCAGAGAACAACAAAAUAAAAAGGGCUUUUUAACUGCAAAGUGACACGCACUUCAAGGUCUGUUCUUAAAGCGGUAAAAAAGUAAAGCGUUUAAAAAUUUCACGCAGGCAGCAAACAUAAUGAUGUCCUUUUUCCUGUAGAUUCUCCGCCGUUAGAGCUGGUUAACCUAAUCGCACUGAUCGUUGCCGGCGUUGUUGUUUUGGUCGCCCUUCUUCUGAUCAUAAGAGUGUGGUGCUACUACAAAAAGCGCGCAUCAAAACAGGUCAAAAGGUAUUUAUGGCCGCUUAUAUUGACAUCAAUUAAAAUUAAUUUUAUCCCCACUAACCUAAUACUCCUUUCAUUUUUACCACCAAUAUCAUUAUUUCUCCACCAAGGGGUAUUAUCUCGGACGCAGUCCAAGCUAAGAAUAUGAGUCUGUUAGGCGAUUUCUUUAUUACCAUAACUGUCACUAUUAUCGUUAUCAUCAUCAGUUUGCUUGCUUAGUAAAACCAGCUUUUCCUGACAGUUGAUGUGGAAGUAAAUUUGUUUCUGGGUUGGGUUAUGGUGCAACCAAACUGAACUAACUGAAUUGAUUUUGAUUAAGGACGGUCGACGAUAUUCAUGUCUUAGAGCAGUGCGAAGUCCAUCCAUUAAGAACAGAAUUUAUCGAAGCCCUAGGCGAGGGAGCAUUUGGGAAGGUUCAUAAGGCAACACUCAAGGAUGGAUUGGAUUACUUAAAAAACGGUGAUGAUUUCAUUGGUAAGGCCAAGCGAAAAAAGAUUGUGGCAAUAAAGGAACUGCAUGGUAAGUAUGACUAUGAUCCCCUUCGAUAUCAUUAUCAGCAUUUCAUCGGCUUGGUCAUUCAUCGUUAAAUUCCAAUAAAAAAAUACCUCUACAUUAUGUAGUUGAUGAACUUAGUCCAUUGAUGUGGUCUAAAUUGUUUUCUCUUUGUGGUGCUAAUCUUCGAAAGCUUUCCCUUUCGGAUAUUUAUGUACAUGUGCUCGCUAUUGCUUGAGUCCGGCGGAAAUUUUUUCGGCUAAAAAAUUUCUACAGAACGGCUCGUAGCCAGAAGCAGAGGUAUACUCUUAUCAAUUUUCUCGUAAUUCCUGUUUAUUUAUUUAUUCAAAAAAGAAAAUGCCGGUGAAGAGCAGAGAAGACAAUUUCUGGAUGAAAUAGACCUGAUGAGGCAAGUCGGUCAACAUCGGAAUAUUUUGAGUUUCCUCGGGUGUUGGACCACGACCGAACCUUUUCUCCUGGUUAUUGAGUAUGUAGCUCAUGGAGACUUGCUUCAGUGGCUUAGAAGCAAGCGAACUCAGGUAAUUUCUCUUAAGGAAGUAGGUUUCUAAGGAAACUGUGGUGCUGCGUCGGAGGGAGGGUAUAACCAGGUAAUUGGUAUUAUCAACUGAGUUGAUAACGUAAAUUGGCCACCUUAAAGAGUGUUAGCACUUCGUCUUUCACUCUGAAGAAGGGCUAACGCUCGAAAUGUCGGCUUUGACUCUUUACGGUGGCCAAUUUUCGUUAUCAGCUCGGUUGAUAAUACCAACUUACCUUGUUAAUUUUUGCAAACCCGACUGUUGCUAACACGUAACGAAUGUGAUAUGAUUGAUACAGUUCCAAUACUCUGGUAAAGAGAGAAUUAUUUUCUGUGUUUAAAGCACCCAUGAUACAGUUGUCCCAAGUGUUUGAAGAUACAAAAAAGCGUUCACAGAAUCUAGAUUACUUACUUCAAACAUUGUUCAGACCUGAAUACCGACUUUGCUCACGACAAGAGACAGAUAUCUCAGGGGACAUGUAAUGAGAUAGGUUAAGGGGGUUCGUAUAUUAAUUCUAAGUUGUUCCUUAUUGAUACCAUUUCUUAUGCCAGCUGAUGCUUAAAAAACGUCGUAUGCUUAGAUUAACAGCUCGGCUGACAGCAAACCAAAGGAGAACGAUCUGUACGCAGGAUCUAGGACUGCUGUCUUUGGACCAACCGUUGAUCAGGUAGAAAAGUGUUAGACCUAUCUACUUCGCAACAGGCAAUUCUUGUUCCUUCUUUAUUCGGUCUUCGUACUAGUUUUGUAGCAGCUACUCCCCAUGCUAAUUUUACUUUCGAGUAUUGUUUCAUACUUAACUACGUUGGUUAACAUAAGGCAUACUGAGGUAACAGUUAUCCGGAUGAAGCGUAAAAAGAUUUGCUUUGUGAAAUGCAGACUAACGAAGAGUGUGAUGGGAGGGGAGAAAUACCUGAGGACGUACCUGGUCUUGGUGAUGUCUCAGGCCAACCUGGCAUAGAUGAAUGCAAAAUACCACUGGUUGUUUUCUCAACUUCAGAAGAGGGAACCGAUGGAACUUCAGGGAAGACAAAUGACGAGUGCAGUGUUGAUUGCGAGUCGUUCAUUCCAGCUGAUCUUUUGUCAUUUGCUUGGCAGAUAGCCGGAGGCAUG
Pocillopora meandrina is the source of this 28270-nucleotide messenger RNA. The record is from the annotation of a GenBank genome assembly. NCBI's taxonomy places the organism in Eukaryota, Metazoa, Cnidaria, Anthozoa, Scleractinia, Pocilloporidae.